Messenger RNA from Cynara cardunculus var. scolymus (artichoke), 1680 nucleotides. RefSeq lists its product as uncharacterized. The transcript has 3 exons. NCBI's taxonomy places the organism in Eukaryota, Viridiplantae, Streptophyta, Magnoliopsida, Asterales, Asteraceae. The coding region runs from base 194 to 1606 and encodes 470 amino acids. The record is from RefSeq and is a predicted model, not a curated record.
CCCCAUGGUCUUGAUAUCAUAAACACAAGAUUUGAAUCGAGUAAAAACCUCUUCUCGCUAUCUUCCCCUAAAUCAAGCACUCAUCUUUCCCAAUUCCCAACCUUUCCUUUUUUCUUGUUGAAAUCUCUUCAACAACACCCAUUUCAAAAACUCCCAUCUUCAUCAAUAAUUGGUUCAUAAAUUCUUUGCCGUCAUGGGUCAUAAGCAUUUACAUGAGUUGUUAAGUGAAGAUCAAGAACCAUUUCAGCUCAAGAAUUACAUCGCCGACCGCCGUUGUCAGCUGAAAUCAGCCACACCAUAUUCCGCCGGAGAAACCGCACUUAAACCAAGGAAACGAAAACCUUUAAUCCAAUCCACCUCUGCUUCCACCACUGCUCGUAAUUUCUGCAUCAAUCAUGUCUGUUUAUUCUCUUUCCAUGAUUCACCCGACGUUAGGAGAUCCCCGUUUCUUGAGUUCCCCUCGCCGGCGAUUAAGAGCCCAUAUAAUAAUAAUGGUAAAACUCCCAACAACGCCACCGUCUUCCUCCAUAUUCCGUCCAGAACCGCCGCCAUGCUACUCGAUGCCGCCAUUAGGAUCCAGAAGCAAAAACAACCUACUCAUAAACACAAACCCAAAUACGAGUCAUCCAGGAAUGCAGGGUUCGGGCUUUUCGGAUCUCUUUUCAAGAGGUUGAAGGAUCGGAGAACCCGAAUAAAACACCGUGAAAUCAGCCUAUCCUCACCGCCGACUAGCAGAAAUCUGAAAAGGGACUCCGAUUUGGAUGUUGCCGGUAAUAAUAGCAGGCUUACUAGUCCAGAUUGGUCGGAAAAGUUGUCGGAUUUGGAGACUUCUUGUAGCUCGUGGUCAGUUCAUGAUGAAUUUAUGAGUGAAAACUGCUUCUGCUCAAGCCCUUUCCGUUUUUCUCUUGAGAGAAGUCCUUCCUCCGGCCACCGGACGCCGGAUUUCGUAUCGCCGGAAACAACUCCGACUCACCAUCUGCAACAGGAGACAUGUCAAGAGAUUCAUUUAGAAGAGGAGGAUAAGGAACAAUGCAGCCCGGUAUCGGUGUUGGAUCCUCUUUACGAGGAAGACGAGGAAGAACACGAUGGCGUGGCCAUGGAGGAGGACGGAUACGAUAUCGAAUGCAGCUUCGCAAAUGUACAAAGAGCAAAACAUCAACUUUUGCAAAAGCUGCACCGAUUCGAGAAGCUUGCGAAGUUGGAUCCAAUUGAACUUGAAAAACACAUGUUAGAACAAUAUUGUCAAGAAGAAGACUCAAGCAACGAGAUGGUCUUACGUGAUAUCUUCAAUGUUUUAGGUGGCGGAAAAGUCCCGACACAUGUGAAAAGGAUCGUUUCGGACCUUGUUGCAGAAGAAAACAAGAACGAAGAAGAACGUGGAGUGGUGGUGAGACGGGUUCUUAGCAGAUUGGAAUCGUGGGAAAUGGUUGAAUCGAACACGAUCGAUAUGAUGGUGGAAUUAGAAUUUAGAAAAGAGAAAGGUGAAGGGUGGAGGAGGUAUGAUGAAGUGAAGAUCAAAGAGAUUGGAAUGGAGAUAGAAGUCGCCAUUUUUGGUGGUUUUGUGGAGGAAUUAACUCAAGAACUUCUGAUAGUUUCUGGAGAUUAAUGGGUUUUAAAUCUCUACUCAAUUUUGGUCUAUUUUUAUUCAUUUUACUUGUUAUUUUGUGGUAACAUUAUAAC